AUGCGUAAGCAGCCACAACCUACAUUGAUCUUCAGUAACUGGGACAAACUAGACCACCAGACGAAGAACUAUAUCAUCUACUCUGCAGAUAUGAAAAGCAAGAUGAUCAAGAGCUGCAAUGGGGAUGUUGAUUCGAAGCCUCUCUUUCGUUCAAAUUUUUCUCCCUCCGUUGAAGAACUAAUACGGAACAAGACGUUAGAGCCUCAGGUUUGGCCACACCGUGAUCAUAGACGCGCCAACUCAUUUCAUGACAACAGAGAACCAUUUUACCCAUUGCCUUCUGAAAGGGACUGGCCGGUGGAACCCCUGGUCGAACCCCCGGUCAAACCCCAAGUCCAACUCGAACCCCCGGUCAAACCCCAAGUCCAACUCCCGGUUAAGCCCCAGUCGAAACCCUGCAGGUCGAAAUUCAAGGAGAAAUGA
Raphanus sativus (radish) is the source of this 423-nucleotide messenger RNA. RefSeq lists its product as uncharacterized. The coding region runs from base 1 to 423 and encodes 140 amino acids. The record is from RefSeq and is a predicted model, not a curated record. The transcript has 3 exons. Lineage: Eukaryota; Viridiplantae; Streptophyta; Magnoliopsida; Brassicales; Brassicaceae.